Molecule: messenger RNA, 3084 nt
Organism: Cataglyphis hispanica
Lineage: Eukaryota; Metazoa; Arthropoda; Insecta; Hymenoptera; Formicidae
Gene: CycG
Product: cyclin G
Exons: 7
Coding region: 285-1355 (356 amino acids)
Source: RefSeq, a predicted model, not a curated record
CUCCAACAUUUUCGCAUGAAUACACCUCUUUGUGUGUGUGACGUAUUUCUCGUUCGGGCGUUUUCGCCAUGCUCGGCUCUCUUCGGUGCUCCGGCCGUUACUCGUCUGCACGCGUGACGUGAAGUUCGCUCGGAUCAGUCUGUCAGUCUCACGCCUACGCGAAGGAUAGAUACAAGGCUAGCCAGCUGCGUCAUUCUUGUUUUGUGUGAUUCUUCUCAUCAGCUAUACUACAUCCCUAGCUGCCAAGUGUUUUAGUCGAAUCGUCGGUGUAGUUAGCUGUUGCGAUGUCACACAGCGCAGGAAUGGACACAACGGGCUUGCCUGUACCGGAUGCAAUCCCGUCCCUCGAACAACUGCAAGAGGACUUACUCUUGAAUCUCGUCCAGGAGGUUAAAUUUCAGCCGAAUCUCGAAGAAUUACCUCUUACGAUGCAGGACGAGAUAAGUAUUGCCGCUCGAGAUAAAUCCGCUUACAUAUUAAGAUGCCUGAAAGUGAUGUACGACUUGUCAUCGGAUGUAUUCUUCAUGGCGAUCAACCUGAUGGAUUGUUUCUUGACUAGAGUGAGGGCGAAGCAGAAGUAUAUGGCUUGCAUCAGCGUAUCCGCCUUUUACACGGCCGCUGUUCAACAGAUGCAACCCCUCGAUGCCGAUCACGUAGUUUCGAUCUCACAGUGUAGAUGUACUGCCGAUGAUUUGAAACGCAUGUCGAACAAGAUACGGGACAAGUUGGAACGGGUACCUGGUACUCGACCCAUCACUGCGUUGACUUUUCUACGACUGUUCAAUAACAUGUUCCACGCUGUGGCGAAACAAUUGCAUCUCGGUGACGUGUAUGCCAGUAUCACCAACGAAUCCGAAUUAAUUCUCAGAUUAGAAAUGGUGGCUUGUGAUGGCAAUUGCGCGAGCCUUAGACCGUCCGAGGUGGCUUUGAUAUUACUCUGCAGUUAUUUGGAUGCCGCUGUUAAUCGAUUGAUGAACGCGAACACGGACACCACUGUGAGUAAUCUAUCACACAACGCAUCCAUCUCGCCAUCAUAUCAGAGGCUAAGAAAUGAACUUAUGCAGUUUGCUGCGGAACUCCGAGAGAGAUGCAACAUUUCAGAAGAGAGUUUCCGUUCCACUCAUGCAGCAGUGAGCAUCAUAUUGAGUAAAUAUAAUGCUCAGGAGCAAGCAAACAAAACUCAUAAACAGAAAUUAAUUUGGAGAUUGUCGCUACGAACCGCAGGUGUUUUACGUCCGUCUCAAAACUUUAUAUCCGAACUACCCGUUAUCGCGGAACAUGUUCCAUCAGUUCCAUCUCCGAACAAGAUCAGGAAAAAUCGUAAAUAUCGGCGCCGUGGAAAUAAGAGAUGUUAAUACAGCAUCGCCAAUUUUUUUUGAGGAUGCGGCACUAAGAGUUCUCAAUGUCUGGUAACAAAAAAAUUAUUUUCUCCGAUACAAUCAAAGUUUGACUGGGAGCACAAAUAUCGAUUUACACAUCACAAUACGUAAUAAUUUUGCUUAGUAAUAUUUCGUUUGUGUCAUUCGAGAUUAUACAUAUUGGUGGAACGUAAGUUACAUUUAUCUUGCUAAAUAAUAGUUACAUAGUUUCGCCAAUAUGUAAGUUAUCAUUAUGAAUCGUACAUUAAUCUGUUUUUCAUCAUCAUAUUUGUAUAAAUAGUUUAAUAUUUUGCAAAGGAAACAAGAUUUAAGCCCUAUUCCAACAGUAGUAAAAUCGAAUACUAAUCAUAUAUAAGGAGCUUUCAUAGAAAAGUGACGAAGGGGGGGGAGGGGGGCAGAUACAAACUGUGAAGAGCAGCAGUAUCAACAUACAAAUCAUUAAAAAAAAAAUUGAAAUUAAUGUGAUACAAUGUCCAUUAUAUAUUUAGUGUUAUCUAGUAGGAUCAAUACAUUGCUAAAAUUAUAUAUUAUCUACAAUUAUAUAUAUUUGCAAAAUACUUUAAACGAAAAAAAAAGUAUAAAAGAAGAGGAUAAGCAAAUAGGAAAAAAAUUGCGGAAGUGAAACUUAGAUAUAAUGUAAAACGACUAUUAUAAAAGAAAAAAUAUUAUAUUAAUUUGAUAUAAUCAACAAGAGAAUUGCCGAACGCGCUAAAAUUUGUUUGUCGAGUUUAGCGAAAGAAAAAAAAAAUGUUUUACUGAAUUUAGUUUUAUGUGCUUUGAAAUAUUCUGUGUCUCGAAAUAUUCGUUUCUCUUUCAUUGUCGUAUUGAGCAAAUCAAAUAGUCGAUAAAGUGUACAUAGACUACACUGAAUAUAUUUUUUGGUGUUUUAUUCAGCGAUAUUUCAAGAUACGCGAAAUAUAUAAACUAAAGUGUCCGAGAUGAAUUUUCUUGUCAAUUUUAAUGUGGAAGAUAAUAAGAUAUAAUUUAUAUGUAUAUUUUAAAAAUAAUUUAUAUUGUCUUAUUUUAUAAAAGUUAUAUUUUAAUUGACACUGUAUAACAAUCUGCCGAAAAACAUAGUCAAACAUGACCAUUUUUCAAUACUGUAAAAGAUUAUAUCUCGUGCACGUUACUUGAAAUUAAUUCGUACUCGUUUGAACUUACUUUCACGAUAAUAAUAGAAAGUCUUGUUACUAAUCUAUUAAUUUUUAUGAUUAUGUAUUGUCUAAUUCAUCAACAACGUAUUUAGGAAGGAAACGCAGUGAAAAAAUACUCUGUGGCUGAUCUAUCGCCGUUUCUCUUAUCAGUUUAGGAAUGGUUUUCACCUUACCAAAAUGUGAGAGAAUAAAGAGGUAUAAUAUAAGAACAAACGCAAACGAUGCGCCAUAUCUCGAGCGAAUGAAUAGUUUUAUUCGGCAAGAAUACUGUAUUAAACGAUUUAUGUAAAUUUUUUACUUUUAUUUCUUGUAAAUUUUCAUCUCACAUCAAAAUGGUAUAUAAUUGUUAUUCGCAAUUCACGUAUACAACUUAGGGAACUUAUGCGCGAAUUGUACGUAAAGAAAAAAAAAAGGAAAAAAGAAGCAGAAUUGCUGAUUCAUAUAGUUUCUUUAAUCUUAGCCAGUUUACAACACUAGUCAUAAGUUCAUAUCUUCUGAUUAUGAUUUGUGAAAAUACAUUCUCUUAGUGCCUCAUGGCAUCCCACAUAAAA